AUGGAUUGCCGAUACCUUGACAUAUUAUCAAUUUUGGUAAACAUCAUCGCUUCUUUCGUGUCAGGUGUGAACUUCGGACCUCAAUUCUUCCAUCAGAAAAACUAUGGGACGGUUGUAUUCAUUCAUGGUCUCGACUCUCCCGACUCAUCUCACGGACACAAAUGGCAAGGAACAUUCUUAUCGACUCUUCAACAACCACUCGAACCUCUAAGCAUUAGAAACUUGACUGAUCUUAGGUUCAUACUCCCUGAAGGUCGAAUCAUUCCAAUCACUGUCUAUUCAGAUCAACCCAAUGGAGGAGCGCGACCUGGUUGGUUUAAUAUCAACGACUGGAGGGACUUGAAUUAUCUUGAAGAUGAGGAUGGAUUGAGACGAAGCCGUAUUCAAAUUUCUACCAUUAUUGCUGAGCAAGUCAGAGAAUCGAAAAUGCAAAUGAACAAGAUUAUCAUCGCAGGCUUUGAUGAAGCCCCCCGCUGCAACAUUGAUGCUGACGAAGUGUUAACAUACAACGCUGCAAAAGCCGGGUUCAACUUCUUACAAAGGAUCUCACAAGCAGCUUUUGGUCGAGCAAAAUUCAACACCAUCACUGGAUUAGCACAUGGGUUUUCGGAAAAUGAAAAGAUAGCAGUAACCAAUUGGAUUGAAGGCAUUGUAGAUCAAGAUACUAGAGGAGAAUUCGAUGAUUCAUUAGAUAGUUUAGUUCAGCCUGAAAACGAGUUAGAUGAUCCUCAACAUCCAGGUCGACACUCGAUAUCUUUCAUUGUGUCCCGUUUGGAUGAUCAACAAGGACUGGAGAAUACGAGCAGAUCCAAAAUCACAUCCAGUCGAAGGAAACCGACGCUCAACAUCUUCAAAGGCAAUUGA
Molecule: messenger RNA, 864 nt
Organism: Melampsora larici-populina 98AG31
Lineage: Eukaryota; Fungi; Basidiomycota; Pucciniomycetes; Pucciniales; Melampsoraceae
Exons: 4
Coding region: 1-864 (287 amino acids)
Biological process (GO): protein depalmitoylation
Cellular component (GO): cytoplasm
Molecular function (GO): palmitoyl-(protein) hydrolase activity; carboxylic ester hydrolase activity
Source: RefSeq, a predicted model, not a curated record